AUGGCCCCCGCGGCUUCGUCCCCCGACGAAGGGCGGGAAUCCGCGCAGGGGCGGAAGGGCCGGCGGCGCGUGCCGGCCGCGGCGGUGGAAGCGGCGGCGAUGGCGGCAAAGGCCGCGCAAGCCGCCGCGAUGGCCGCAGAGGCUGCUGCUGCCGCCUCGAAGGAGGCUGCUAGCGCUGCCGCUGCUGCCGCCGCUGCGAUCGCGGAGGAGACGGACAGUGACUGUUGGGAGAGUGACUGUGUGGGGGAAGAAGCGGGGAAGGGCGCCACAGGAGGAGACGGACGCGACACGGGAGCGCGCGUCCAGGCGGCAGUGACAGGCGGCGGGGGGGCCAAGCGCAGCGAAGCGGUAGCUUGCGGGGAAGGCAGGGAUACGGGUGAUGAGGAAGCGAGAAGGUUGGCGGAAGAGAGCGCAGAGACAGUGAGGGCGGAAGCAGAGGACGGAGCGGGGGCAGGCACAGUGGGGGACAGUGAGGUCGCAACGGCGCGGCAGGGGGAAAUGAGUGAUGGUGAGGCGGGGACGAGGGCAGGGGAAGAACCAGGCACGGAGGCCGGGGGCCGCGGGCAGAAGGCGCAAGGAAAGUAUAAGCGACUGUCGCCCCGGCCCGUGAUUGUAGAGAGAAGAGGGUUCUCAGGUGCGCGCGCGAUACAGUCACCCCCUGGUGCAAGCGCCACCAUGGGCAACGAGGAAGCGGGGGCGGAGAGCGGACGUGUGCGCAGCGGAAUGGGCCAACAGUCGCCCCAGGAGCGAAGGGGGAUGGAGAGGGGGGAGGAUGGAGCGGAGGAGAGCAGGGUGGGGCCUGGGGCGAUGAACGGUGGAGAUGCAACCGAUGGCAGCGAGGGUGCGGACGAGAUGGCGGCUGGGGAUACGGGGGGUCACGAGGAGUGGGAACAGGCGGAGCAGAAGGGGCAGGGGGAGCAGCGAGCGCCGUUCCCCUCGCCCCAUUCCCACGCUGAACCGCGCCUGCACGCUGCACCCCCCGCUGCCAGGCCCCUCGACGCGUCUUCUCCGCGAGCCCACUCACCCCGGCGCCUGUCGCCCUCGGCGCGAUCACCCCAUGCCACGUCAUCUCCGACGGCCGCAGGCGCAGGCACCCGCGCAGGGACCCGCGCAGACACCCGCGCUGGCGGCCAGUCGGGGACAGGCAGCAGUGGCAGCGAGGGCGAGGAGUAUCACACCCCGCACAGCACCCCUCCCCCGCCCACCGACAGCCUCCCCUCCGCGCUGCAGCGCGCGCAGCAGCUGGCGGGGCUCCCCUUGAGCCCGUCGCUCGAGGCGUACCUUAUUGACGCGCGCGCCGACCACGCCGCGGACGGCUCCUGCGCGGAGCCUCCGGAGGCGCACGACACGGGGGAGAGCAGCGCGGAGUGCGGCGCGGAAAACGGCGAGGACAUCCCUCCCGUCGAGGACGGUCCCCUCGCCGCCCCCAGCAGGCCCCCCAAGUCACCCAGGCCGGAGCGCGCGCUCUCCCCCCUCGCUGCACGGGGCGCGCGGCAGGCACGCGCGCGCCAGGCGCCUGCGCGCUCGCCGCGGUCGCCCAGAACGAGAGCGGUGAAGGACGGUGCGUGGCGGUGCAAGUCCAUGCAGGAAGGCUCCUCCAACCCCCCCAGCGCCGCCAGCGCCAGCCGCGCGGGCGGGUCUAGCGCCGCUGCUGCCUCCGCCGCGCGCCCUGCCGCGCGCACGCGGUCCUUCCGCGAGCAGUCGCCCCGCGGGACGCUGAGGGGCGCAGGCGGAGGGGGGAGGGUGCUGCGCAAGGCGGGGUCAGAGCCAGAGGAGCGGGGGGGCGCGGGGGAGGGGGGUGGGGGAAGCAGAGGGGGCAGGGGCGCGCGGGGCGGGCAGGUAUGGUCGCAGGCGCGGCCCAAGUCGCCGAGGGAGGCGCUGCGGUCCCCAAGGGCGCGCUCCAAGUCGCCCACUGACGGGCUCAGGUCGCCCAGCGACGGGCUGCGCUCCCCCUGCGCUGCAGGCAGGUCCCCGCGCCCCCUGCCUUCCCCCAACGCGGGGCUGCCGGGGCGAGACGUGGGCGCGGGGGAGAGGGCGGGAGGGGGGAGGAGCAGGCAGGUGCGGAAGGUGAGCAGCUGGAGUGGCCCUGGAGGGGCGGAGGGCGCGGGCGGGGGAGAGGGGGACGCAGAGGAGACAGGGCGACGCACAGGCGCAGAGAGCAGAGCAGGGGGAGGGGGAGGAGGAGCGGGGCGGGGAGUGGGGCAGGGCGGGUUGGGACAGGCGGGAUCGGCGUCGUUCUCAGCAGGGGGGGCGCGGGUGGCGGAGUUCAUACUGGGGCGCGCAUACAGGGACGUGGGGGAGGCGUACGAGGUGGGGGGCGAGCAGCUGGGCGUGGGGCAGUUUGGGGUGAUCCGUGCGUGUGUGAGCCGCAGCACGGGGCAGGUGAUGGCGUGCAAAGCCAUCAGUAAAGAGCGCAUUCUGGCACAGGAGGAUGCGGAGGACGUGGCGAAGGAGGUGCGCGUGAUGCAGCAGCUGAGGGGCCACCCGCACAUCGUCAAGAUCCACCGCGCCCUCGAGGACUCCCAGCACGUGCACAUCAUCAUGGAGAUCUGUCGGGGCGGCGAUCUCUUCGACCGCGUCAAGGCGGGCGGCAGACUGAGCGAGCGCAGUGCGGCGGCCAUCACGGAGCGGGUGGUGGAGGCGCUGCUGUGGUGCCACGAGAAGGGCGUGGUGCACCGGGAUGUGAAGCUGGAGAACAUUCUGCUCAAGCAGCGCGGGCAUGACACUGACAUUCGCCUCACUGACUUUGGCAUGGCCGCCGAGGUCCGCCCAGGCGAGGUGCUAACGGAGCUGAUAGGCACGCCCUACUACAUGGCUCCUGAGGUGCUGGCGGGCGCAUACGGGCCCGAGGCGGACAUGUGGAGUGCGGGCGUGGUGCUCUACAUCCUGCUGUGCGGCCUGCCGCCCUUCUACGCCGCCUCCAACGACGGCAUAUUCGACGCCAUCCGCACCAAGGACGUGCAGUUCAAGGCGCCCAAGUGGCACGGUGUGAGCAGCGGUGCCAAGCAGCUGAUCAGCAGCAUGCUCGAGAAGAACCCCCGCGAGCGCAUCACAGGAGAGGAGGUUCUUGGUGAGUGGCUGUGGUAG
Messenger RNA from Closterium sp. Naga37s-1, 3087 nucleotides. The record is from the annotation of a GenBank genome assembly. Lineage: Eukaryota; Viridiplantae; Streptophyta; Zygnematophyceae; Desmidiales; Closteriaceae.